AGCUUCCGGGAAGUGAGCACUUCCCGGACGGUUGCCGAAAAAAAUAAUUUUGGCGUAUAUUUCCGAACAAUCCAAGAAAGUUAAGUCGUCGUCUUUAUGAUCCUACUAUUCGCAACUUAUGAAAAUGUUGGCUCUGAAAGAAAAAAUAGACAUCGGCAGAUUUCACCAAGUCACCGCCUUUUUGAAGCAACAUUCCAGGGGAUACGUACUCGUAGCAAAGAAGUCGAAGGUAUUCACAAGAGAGGAGUUUGAAUACUUUUUAGAUGCCGCUCCUGAUAAGCAAUAUUUAUUGAUAAAGGUAGUUUUUAUUAUGGGUGUUGCUGGAGGGUGUAGAAUCGGCGAGCUGGUGACUAUGACCGUAGAUGACGUGGAAGAUCGGGGCAGCGUAUUGGUUAUUCAGAUUCCAGAUACGAAAACUUAUAAGAAAAGAGUGUUCACUGUGGUCAAUGGUACUAAUAAGGUUGCUGCACUCGAUAUAUUCCGCAAGUAUAGGAACUUGAGGCCAAGCAAAGUUGAUCACAAGCGACUAUUUAUAAAUUAUAAAAAUGAAAAAUGUACCGUCCAGCCUGUUGGUGUGAAUACAUUUUCGAAAAUGCCCGUUACUAUUGCAAAGUAUUUGGGCCUUUCUGAUGCUGAACAAUAUACAGGGCACAGUUUCAGUGGUUCUUCUGCAACCCUACUCGCAAAUUCUGGGGCAGAUUUGACAGUUUUGAAAAGACAUGGUGGAUGGCGCUCAAGUUCUAUUGCAGAAGGAUAUAUUGAAGAUUCACUACAAAACAAAAUAAAUAUUUCUGAACAAAUACUUGGUGGGGUCACAAAAACCAGAGUUCCUGAUGCAGAAAUGGAUAUUCCAGCAGGGCCUGAGAAGUCCUCAAACACAUGUGCUAUAACGACUGAGCGUGUUUCCUUUGGAGGAGGUGCAGGUUUCCAGUUCCAUUUUCAAAAUCUUAAUAAUUGUAAUUUUUACUUUAAUGAUAGAAAUGACUGUUAAUGUAGAAUUUUUGAUAAAU
This is a messenger RNA of Harmonia axyridis, 1010 nucleotides long. RefSeq lists its product as uncharacterized. The transcript has a single exon. Bases 119 to 991 code for a protein of 290 amino acids. The record is from RefSeq and is a predicted model, not a curated record. NCBI's taxonomy places the organism in Eukaryota, Metazoa, Arthropoda, Insecta, Coleoptera, Coccinellidae. Gene Ontology annotation, biological process: DNA integration; DNA recombination. Gene Ontology annotation, molecular function: DNA binding.